Molecule: messenger RNA, 2226 nt
Organism: Neofelis nebulosa (Clouded leopard)
Lineage: Eukaryota; Metazoa; Chordata; Mammalia; Carnivora; Felidae
Gene: SASS6
Product: SAS-6 centriolar assembly protein
Exons: 17
Coding region: 122-2095 (657 amino acids)
Biological process (GO): centriole replication
Cellular component (GO): centrosome; centriole
Source: RefSeq, a predicted model, not a curated record
CCUCCUCAGCGGAAGCCGAGCGCCAAACUCAAAUUUUAGCAGGACCCGGACGCCUUUCAGCUAGUUCCGCGGGCCAGGCCUGCUGGACUUUUCCGCUCACUGGCACGGGCAGCGGUCCAACAUGAGCCAGGUUCUGUUCCAGGAACUAGUCCCGCUGCAGGUGAAAUGCAAAGACUGCGAGGAGAGGAGAGUAAGUGUUAGAGUGAGCAUUGAACUACAAUCAGUUUCUAAUCCAGUUCACAGAAAGGAUUUAGUUAUCCGUCUGACUGAUGAUACCGAUCCAUUUUUUCUGUAUAACCUUGUUAUAUCUGAGGAAGAUUUUCAGAGUUUAAAAUUCCAACAAGGCCUUCUGGUAGACUUCUUAGCUUUCCCACAAAAAUUUAUAGAUCUUCUUCAGCAAUGUACUCAAGAACAUAACAAAGAAAUUCCAAGGUUUUUGCUGCAGUUAGUUUCUCCAGCACCUAUUUUGGAUAACUCACCUGCCUUUUUAAAUGUGGUAGAGACAAAUCCUUUUAAGCAUCUUACACACCUCUCACUAAAACUUUUACCUGGAAAUGAUGUGGAAAUAAAGAAGUUUUUAGCCAGCUGUUUGAAAAGUAGCAAGGAAGAAAAAUUAUCAUUGAUGCAAUCACUAGAUGAUGUUACUAGGCAACUGAAUUUCACACAAAAGACCUUAUCAGAAAAAGUGCAAGAAUUAGAUAAGUUACAGAAUGAAUGGGCAUCACACACAGCUGCAUUGUCAAAUAAACAUUCCCAGGAACUAACAAAUGAGAAAGAAAAGGCCUUGCAGGCACAGGUACAAUGUCAACAGCAGCAUGAACAACAGAAAAAAGAUUUAGAAAUCCUCCAUCAACGAAACAUCCAGCAGCUACAAAACAAAUUAUCUGAGUUAGAAGCGGCUAAUAAGGACCUAAUGGAAAGAAAAUAUAAAGGAGACUCUACCAUCAGAGAACUGAAAACAAAACUCUCUGGUGUUGAAGAGGAGCUCCAGCGGGCUAAGCAAGAAGUCCUCUCUUUGCGAAGAGAAAAUUCUACCCUAGAUGCUGAAUGCCAUGAAAAAGAAAAGCAUAUUAAUCAGCUACAAACAAAAGUGGCUGUUUUAGAACAGGAAAUCAAGGAUAAGGACCAGCUUGUUUUAAGAACAAAAGAAGCAUUUGAUACAAUCCAGGAACAAAAGGUGGCUUUAGAAGAAAAUGGUGAGAAAAAUCAGGUACAACUAGGAAAACUUGAAGCUACAAUAAAAUCAUUAUCAGCGGAACUUCUUAAGGCAAAUGAAAUUAUCAAGAAGUUGCAGGGGGAUCUGAAAACUUUAAUGGGUAAAUUGAAACUGAAGAAUACAGUAACUAUUCAGCAAGAGAAACUCUUAGCUGAGAAGGAAGAAAAAUUACAAAAGGAACAAAAGGAAUUACAAGAUGUUGGACAGUCUCUCCGAAUUAAAGAGCAAGAGGUAUGCAAAUUACAAGAACAGUUAGAAGCUACAGUCCAAAAACUUGAAGAAAGCAAACAGCUUCUAAAAAAUAAUGAAAAGUUAAUCACAUGGUUAAAUAAAGAACUAAAUGAAAAUCAGCUAGUGAGAAAGCAAGAUGUAUUGGGACCGUCCACCACUCCGCCUGUACAUUCGAGCAGCAACGCAAUCAGAAGUGGGAUUUCUCCUAAUUCUAAUGUGGUUGAUGGUAGACUUACCUACCCAGCCUGUGGGAUUGGUUACCCUGUCUCCUCUGCAUUUGCAUUCCAGAAUACCUUUCCUCAUCCUAUAUCUGCCAAAAAUAGCAUCCAUCCAGUUUCAGGACCAAAGGUUCAGUUUAACUUGCAGUUUACAAAACCAAAUACGUCACUAGGAGAUGUUCAAACAGGAACAACUAUUAGUAUGCCUUGCUCAACUGAUAAGGAAAAUGGUGCAAAUUUAGGGCUGGAAUCCAAAUAUCUGAAGAAAAGGGAAGAUAGCAUUCCUUUACGCGGACUCAGCCAAAAUCUUUUCAGUAAUCCAGACCAUCAGAAAGAUGGCACUUUCGGAGCAGUACAGACAUCUUCAAAGCCCCCUGUGCUCCCUUCUGCACCGUCAGCCUAUUUCCCUGGGCAGUUAGCGAACAGUUGAUGCUAGUGUGACCUUUUACUUUUUAUUGAAAUUUUAGAAAUUCACAGGGUUUAAAAAUAUAUGAACAGCAUAGAUCAAAUUCUAAGCCAAGCAAGUUUCCAAGGUUACUUGAGCUUAACGUAUUAGAUCGU